Colletotrichum godetiae is the source of this 2178-nucleotide messenger RNA. RefSeq lists its product as uncharacterized. The coding region runs from base 1 to 2178 and encodes 725 amino acids. The record is from RefSeq and is a predicted model, not a curated record. The transcript has 2 exons. NCBI's taxonomy places the organism in Eukaryota, Fungi, Ascomycota, Sordariomycetes, Glomerellales, Glomerellaceae.
AUGGCAGACUUCGUCCAAACUUCCGCUCCCCGCCCGGACGAGGGGUCCAGAAUGCGAUGCUGCUGCGGUCGCAACGAUUGUGCUUAUUUGAAGCAUAGCUGCUCCGUGCUCGAAACCGUCGAAAAGGAUGUCCAUACCGCUGCCAAGCUGGGCAAGGCCCUUCUUGCUCGUCAUGAGGCUUACAUGGCCGAUGCCGAACGAGAUCGCAUGUCCCUUACGAGCCGCAUAGAACAGUUGGAAAACGAAAAGGUGGAAUUACAGGCCGAGAACGCGAGGACCGUCGAAGAGAACCGUACCCUCCUAGACCAGCUCGAAAUGCUCAACAACACGGUUCAGGAUUCAGAUAUCCGCAUUCAAACCCUUGAGGCUACCCUCUUGUCGUCUCACCAAGCAGUGCGGCGUCUCGAGGGCGCUGCGGCUCGUGCUGCAGAGAUGGAGAGGCAUAUUGCGCUUCUCGAACAGGAGCAGUUGCGACUGCAAAACACCCUAAUCACCACCGAAUCCGAGGCCCGCUCCGCCAUGCAGCGAUGGAGAAAAGCCGAGAGGGGCAUCUCUGAUCUUCAGGAACAGCUGGAGCGUAUGGAAAAAGAGGCCAAGGAAGAGCGCGAACGCCAUGCCGAGGUUUUGGGCCGUGUGGAGCGCCAGCGUGAGAUGGAAAAGGAACUGAAUCUUGCCGCUGGACGCCUCAAGGGAGCUGCCGCCACCAAGUCGCUUACCAACGGGAAGCCCGCCACCAACGUGGUAUCUCACUUUGUCCGAGAUUUACUGCAGGACAAUGCUAAUCUGCAGCUGGGCAUGGCUGAGUUGCGAGAAAUGCUUCUCAACUCAAACGACGAAAUACAAGCCAUGCGGGACCAGCUAAUGUGUCAUCAACCUAUCGGGGAGGAAGACGCCAGUGCUGCGUCGACCUUGCGUGCUGAAAUCGGGCCGGAAUUGGGCGAGAUGACCCAGCACAAUAUUUCUCAGCAAGUCCACAUUCACCACCACUACCAUGUCGCCGAAAAAAACAAGAAGAAGAAGCGCCACAGUCUGAACCCGGCAAUUUUCUCUCCCGCCAGCGUCUCGCGAUCCUCCACUCCUCCGGCCGUGUGGCGGCCCGGCCCUUCACCAGUGACCCCCAUGGCCUCGCAUUCUCACACGGGAUCAACGUCGACAGUUUCGAUGCCGCCCUCAAAUCGGUGGUCCGUCUUCUCGGAGCAACCCUCUGAAUUCGCACCGUCGUCCGUCCCAAGUUCGCCUCAGUCAAACCCUCGUCUCUCCAUGUUCGACCGCCCAAUGCUGGAGAUGGACAUACCCAUGUCUCCGACGACUAGCCUGGAUCCUACGUCGCCUACAUGGAAAGUCUCUCACAACAAGCGCCCUUCCGAGGCGUCGAUUCGCAGUUUCUCCGUACCUCCAAAGUUCCUCAACUUGGGUUCGCCAGCGCCACCAGCCGCCCCGACAGUACAUGUCUCUCAGCCUAUUUCGUCUACGAUUGAGGAAGAGAGAGAGGAUCACAGCGGGGAGGAAGUGCCCGGGUUGCUGACUUCCCACGAGGAUCACGGAGAGACAGAAACCGAGACCGAGACAGAAAUCUCAUUCUCCAAGGAUGAAGAACUACCGCGGAGGGGUCUGCACCGUGCCGUCUCCCACGAGUCAAUCAUGUCAUUGUCGGGAGGAUUGGACAUUCACACACUCAAAGUACGACCGAGUCAAUUGACCCUUCGUCCUCUGGGUGGAGCCGAUGCUGUGUUUACUGGAGUUACGGCACGGUCGACGAUAUUGAGAGGAAGCGAUCGAAGGAGUGACGCCUUGCUUCGCGAUAGUCUGGCAGGGCGACCGGUGUCGAGGAUGGUUUCCACUCCAGUCCGAAGUGCUUCGCCAGCAAGUACCCACUCUCAAGGUUCGCAAAACUCUGGAGGAAUAGGUCGAUGGGUCAGCUGGAGGCCAUGGACUGGCGCGGCAGCAGGCCGAGCCACAACACCUACGCAGGCACCGCCCACACCGACACCAGCGCAACGCAGCGGGAAAGAGAAGCAGAAGGAAAAGGAGUUUCUUAGGCCGCCGGGCAUCAAUCAAGCUGGUGCUAUACCAGGUUUCCAAGAAUACCUGGCGGCUCAUCAGCGUCGCGGUCCUCCAAGCAAGGUGCUGCCCGACCAAGUGGACGUCGAUGCACUGCGAGAGGUCUUGCAAGAGUGA